Messenger RNA from Eurytemora carolleeae, 667 nucleotides. RefSeq lists its product as uncharacterized. The record is from RefSeq and is a predicted model, not a curated record. NCBI's taxonomy places the organism in Eukaryota, Metazoa, Arthropoda, Copepoda, Calanoida, Temoridae. The transcript is spliced from 5 exons. The coding region runs from base 73 to 429 and encodes 118 amino acids.
AGAUAGAAUGUCUAGCCUGGUUUGAGAAGAUAAAGGGAAACAUGAAAAUGUUUCUUUUGCUCAGAAAUUAGGAUGAACCAUGUAUUACUGUUGAUAACACUUGGUGUCGUUUCUGCAUCUUGGAAUCCAGCAGAAGAAGGUCCCAGCACACCUGGAGGAUUUGGUUUAAGAAGUGCCAGAAAACUAAACUCUGGAUUUCUUGAUCUAUUCAGUAGCACUGAGAUAGUUCCAAGAUCUGCAAAAGCUGAAGUUAAGAAGAAAGCCGAGGAUCGGUCUUUCCAGGUUGGGACUGUAACUCCAACCCCAAAGUCCUUUUCUGAAAUAUUUACACCUCGAGCACCUUUAGGAAAUCCCACAAAUCAACAAACCAAUCCCAAAUCAAUUAUUAAAUUAAAAGAAUUAGAAGUAGUUGUACUAGGUUACUUAUAAAUUUAUGCACUAUAAUUGUAUCUCUUAAACUUUAUCUUCGUAGUUUAUAAUUCUCAUCAUUUCUUAAUCCCCUCUACCCCAUGUCUGAAAACACAUUUUUAAACAUAUUUCAAAUAAUGCAUGGCCCAUGGUGGUUCAAUUUAAAUUUACUGGUUUUGGUCAGGGUGCCUUUACUUUCGCACCCAUAAUCAUCAUUUUAAAAAAUAAAGGGAAUUCAAGCCAGAAGUUGAAGUCGUAC